Messenger RNA from Ectocarpus sp. CCAP 1310/34, 1700 nucleotides. Lineage: Eukaryota; Phaeophyceae; Ectocarpales; Ectocarpaceae. The record is from the annotation of a GenBank genome assembly.
CUUCCGCGCUGGUGGAUUCUGGAGCUUCUGAAACCAUGUUCGACGACCGCCUCAUCCCGAAUGGACGUCUCGAAGAAGAACGCCCGACGCCCAAGAUCAUCGACGUUGCAGGAGAAAGCCAACUACGAGGCACUACCACUGGGAUCCUACACUGCACCAUCAAAGACGACAAAGAACAGCAACUACCCGUCAAGCUACAAGGUCUCAUCGUGCCAGGACUAGGCCGGAACAUCUUCGCACCAACGGCCCUUCUCAAGAAGGGCCUCCGAUGUGUCCUGGAAGACAAGACCCCACACCUCACCAUCGGCGGAGAAGUCGUCGUUCCUCUGAAACAAGAGACUCAAGACCAAGGCAUGUGCACCCUCGCCAUCACAUUCAAGGGCGAUCCAGCGUCCAAGCAAGACACGCCCGAACAACCAAGAACCAGGGCGCAAGCCGAAGUUCGGAAAACCAGAAGCGGUACAGAUCGAUCACACUCCGCACGCGACAUGCUCAGUGGCGAUGAGCGUGAGCGCCGACCUCUGGCACCGGCGCCUCGGCCACAUCAAUCCAAGUGCUAUGGAAUUUUGCGGCGCAACCCCGCUACAGGUGUGAAAUAUGACGGACCGGUAUCCCCGUGCGACAACUGCCACAUCACGAAGCACAAGAAGCCUCCCGUCCCGAAGAAGACCAGCCGUGUCCUGACCAAACCAGGCCAACUCGUCCAGUUCGACAACAUGGGACCAAUCGACCCGCCUGCGAAGUACAACGGACGCACCUACUCCUAUGUCGCCAAAGCGACCGACGUCUUCACCAGAAUGCGGGAAGUGUACCUACUGCGCGACAGGACCGAAACCACGCAAGCUCUGCACGCCUACAAUAUGCAAGUAGCAUCUGAAGGCUACCGCAUUGAGAUUCUACGCUGUGACAAAGGGGGAGAGAACACUGGGGAAGAAAUGCGCAACUACUGUAGGGAGUCUGCGAUCAAGCUGGAAUUCGCCGCGACCAACACGCCCCAAGAAAUCGGAGUGUCAGAAAGGGAUGGCCAGACACUUGCGGCUGUGACUCGAGCUCUACUGCGCGAUGGAGACUUCCCAAAACACAUGUGGGGGGAGCUCAUGAUGACUGCAGCAUACCUGACCAACAGGACCCCACACGCGGCGCUAGGGGGAGCCACGCCGUAUUCCAAGAUGUACAACACAACCCCGGACCUUUCUCGACUUCGUGCCAUCGGCGCCCGCGCGUUCGUUCAUCACGAGCGAUACAAGAAGAAGCUAGACGACCGGGCCUUUGAAGGCAAGCUCUGCGGUUACGGACCUGACAGCAAGACGUACCGGAUCUACGUGGAGGGCAAAGACAAGGUCUACGAGAGCCGGAACGUGACUUUCAUCGAGACUCCACCCAACACCAUCCCCCCUCACCGGUGGGACGACCGUCUCGGAUAUGAACAGGACGUGAUGAACUUCACGUCAUUGCUCGGACGCCGUACCUCUACGGGCGACGAAGACAACAAAGUGGACUACGGAACACAAUCAGAGCUCCUGCUGCACGAGAUGCGCAACAUGCAGCAAGACAACAUCAACCGAGCAGAACUUCGCCAAAACAACGCGGGCACGGAUUCCGACGACUACUUUGCUGUUGGGAGAGAUUACAGCAAUAACAACUCGCGGACUACGACACCACCAGGACAUCGCAAGGACCCUACGCGAGAAAUAUCGUAA